AUGAAACCUCACCUUAAAUUAGUUCAGGGCUCGUUGGAAGAACAGGAGUUACAAGACGAUAAUAGCAAAACGCGACUCGAAAUUGCAACUUUGCUGACUCAGCAGAAGCACCCACCUGAAGCAACGAGUUUUUGUAAAAAUGUUGAUCUGGAGGAACAGCUGAAGACGAAAGAGGAUAUUUUCGAUAAAAAAUCGCAAUUUGAAGCAUUGGAUGUGCUCUGUGUUUCUCGUAGUCAAAAGGCUAAAGUUGAAACAACCGCUUCACCUCCAAAAGACAUCACUAUGAACGUUGACGGUCCAUCAGACGUGUCAGAAAACAUCCUUGACAACACUUCUGUUGCGUUUGCUAUGCUGAUCUGCUAA
Molecule: messenger RNA, 363 nt
Organism: Funneliformis mosseae
Lineage: Eukaryota; Fungi; Glomeromycota; Glomeromycetes; Glomerales; Glomeraceae
Source: the annotation of a GenBank genome assembly